AUGCACAUCCACGUUCUCAGCAUGACACUCGCCUUGAGCAUCUCGUUCCUCCAUAUCUUCGUGCUGCGCGGCAAGAUCCAACGCCGCGCGGGGCAGCUGUCGGCGCUGUCCGCGGCGAUCGGGGUGCCCAUGGGGCUGGUGGUGGGGUUGACGAACACCACCUCAGCGGCCUAUGGUGGUAUGUGGGCGGUCUAUGGCUGGAUGUGGAUGGCAGGAUCCAGCUUCUUCUUGUUGAGCAAAGGGGUUUUGGCCGUGCUGCAGGGCCAAAUCAAGUCGCACAAACGUUGGAUGACGCGUUUCUAUGUCUCCAUGUGGUGUGACUUCUUGAUCUUCCGUUUGAUGCUGGUCGUCGUCACUCCCUUCGUCCGCCAGUGCAUUAGUUGCGCCUUCUUGCCGAUGAUCUACUUAUCUCCAUUGAUCGGGCUGAUUGCGGGCGAACUGGUCCUACGAAACAAGGACCGACAGCCGCCGAGGGAGGGCUCCCAGGCGGCGGGCGAGGUCAGCUGCUUGACCAAGUCAAGCAGCAUGUGGGCCACGGCGCGUUUGAUCGCCACGGUGGGCUGCGAGAACGUUCACCUCCGCUGCGACGCCACGGACGUGGCCUACGUGGAGAAGAGCUAUUCCGAUGGAGGAGUGGACUUAGCCCCAGCCAAGGAAUGCUUGCAGAAGAAAUGCAACAGCUUGGCCCUUCAGCGCUUGGACGAUGCCACCACACCACGACUACGACUGGGCCGGCUGGCGCCGGACCUGGCAGUGCCUGCGCUGAUUUGUGGCCUGGUCGCUGUGGGAUUGGUCGCCUUCCGACGACGAGGCAGCGAAUCGCUGGAGGUGGAGUGA
This is a messenger RNA of Durusdinium trenchii, 837 nucleotides long. NCBI's taxonomy places the organism in Eukaryota, Dinophyceae, Suessiales, Symbiodiniaceae. The record is from the annotation of a GenBank genome assembly.